Molecule: messenger RNA, 1598 nt
Organism: Panicum virgatum (switchgrass)
Lineage: Eukaryota; Viridiplantae; Streptophyta; Magnoliopsida; Poales; Poaceae
Product: probable carboxylesterase 17
Exons: 1
Coding region: 1003-1335 (110 amino acids)
Molecular function (GO): hydrolase activity
Source: RefSeq, a predicted model, not a curated record
CCAAUCAUCUCCACCGCGACAGCGUCGUCUCGUUCUCGCACAACGCCCCGGCGCACUCGGCCUGCCCCGUCAGUGCACGCCGCACCACCUGCAGCAGCAGCGAUGGCCCCUGCCAAUGUCGACCAGCAGCAGAAGCAGGAGGUGCGGGCGCCGGCGGGCGGCCGCAAGGUGGUGGACGAGGUGUCCGGCUGGCUGCGCGUGCUGGACGACGGCAGCGUCGACCGCACGUGGACCGGCCCGCCCGAGGCGCUCCCGCUGAUGCAGCCCGUGGCGCCGUACGCCGAGCCCCGCGACGGGCACACGCUGCACGACCUCCCCGGGGAGCCCAACCUGCGCGUGUACCUCCCCGAGGUGGCGGGGCCGGGCGGCGCGCGCCUGCCCGUCAUCCUGAACCUCCACGGCGGCGGCUUCUGCAUCUCCCACCCGUCCUGGCUCAUGUACCACCAGGGGUGGAGCCAGGAAUCCAUUUUUUUCAUUGUUGGAGGGGGCUAACCAUAUAAAUUUCUAUAAAAUUUUAAUCAAAAUUUAAAUUUGUAGUGUAAAUUUGGUGCUCAUGGGGGCCAGGCCCCUGCCCGCCCCCCUCUCUCCGCCCCUGUGUACCACCACUUCUACGCGCGCCUCGCGUGCGCCGUCCCCGCCGUGGUGGUCGCCGUCGAGCUCCCGCUCGCGCCCGAGCGCCGCCUGCCCGCGCACAUCGACACGGGCGUCGCCGCGCUCCGCCGGCUCCGCGCGAUCGCGCUGUCCGAGGACGGCGGCGGCCCGGCGCCGGCUGCCGCGCUCCUCCGCGGGGCCGCCGACGUGUCCCGGGUGUUCCUCAUCGGGGACAGCUCAGGCGGCAACCUCGUCCACCUCGUGGCCGCCCAGGUGGGGCAGGACGACGCUAGCCAGUGGGCGCCCCUCCGCGUGGCCGGCGGCAUCCCGAUCCACCCGGGGUUCGUGCGGGCCGCGCGGAGCCGGUCGGAGCUGGAGAAGAAGCCGGACUCGGUGUUCUUCACGCUGGACAUGCUGGACAAGUUCCUGGCAUACGCGCUGCCGGAGGGCGCGACCAAGGACCACCCGUUCUCGUGCCCCAUGGGCCCGCUGGCGCCGCCGCUGGCGUCCGUGCCGCUGCCGCCGAUGCUGGUGUCCGUGGCCGAGGACGACCUCAUCCGCGACACCAACCUCGAGUACUGCGACGCGCUGCGCGCCGCCGGCAAGGAGGUGGAGGUGCUGGUCAACCGCGGCAUGAGCCACUCCUUCCACCUCAACAAGUACGCCGUCGACAUGGACCCCACCACCGGGGAGCGGGCGCGGGAGCUCAUCGACGCCAUCAGGAGCUUCAUCUCCCGCCACUGAAAAGCGCAAGGACAGGGCUAGCUACACCACGCACGUGCCUGCAGUGCCCAUCUACUUGUCAAGUUCGUUUCAUUCCGCAUCUCAGGUCGACCUAUGCACACGUGUCCAUGUUACGCCCAGACGUACGAAGCGUUGCUAUGAUUUGGCUUGAAUUUGUCCGUACUAUAAAUAUUCUAUCUGUCAAUGAGUCUACUUCAAUAGUGAUAUAUAGCCAUUUCAAAUUAUAAGUUAUUUUGGUAUUUAUAGAUGAAUAAUUUUUAUUA